Aptenodytes forsteri (emperor penguin) is the source of this 906-nucleotide messenger RNA. RefSeq names its product aminomethyltransferase (gene AMT). Gene Ontology annotation, cellular component: mitochondrion. NCBI's taxonomy places the organism in Eukaryota, Metazoa, Chordata, Aves, Sphenisciformes, Spheniscidae. The transcript has 7 exons. The annotation marks the transcript as partial. Gene Ontology annotation, molecular function: protein binding. The record is from RefSeq and is a predicted model, not a curated record.
GGGGACAUCGCUGAGCUGAAGCCAGGACAGGGCACCCUGACGCUGCUCACCAACGAGAGGGGCGGCAUCGUAGACGACCUCAUCAUCACCAACACUUCAGAAGAUCACCUCUACGUGGUGUCCAACGCCGGCUGCACUGACAAGGACUUGGCCAUCAUGAGGGGCAGAGCGGCGGAGCUGCAGGCUGCCGGCAGUGACGUCCACCUGGAGGUGUCGGACAACGCGCUGCUAGCUCUGCAAGGUCCCUCGAUGGCACGGGUGCUGCAGGCAGGGCUGCCAGACGACCUGGCCAAGCUCUCCUUCAUGAACAGCAUCACCACGACGGUCUUCAGCGUGCCGGGCUGCCGGGUCACGCGCUGCGGCUACACCGGCGAGGAUGGCGUGGAGAUCUCGGUGCCCACUGGGCGGGCGGUGGAGCUGGCUGAGCGGCUGCUGGGUGUCCCUGAGGUGUGGCCAGCAGGGCUGGCAGCCAGGGACAGCCUGCGCCUGGAGGCCGGGCUCUGCCUCUACGGCAACGACAUCGACGAGACCACCACACCUGCUGAGGCUGGGCUGCUGUGGACCUUGGGGAAGCGCCGGCGCGCAGCCAUGGACUUCCCCGGGGCAGCCAUCAUCAUGGCGCAAGUGAAAGAGAAGCCGAAGCGCAAGCGCGUGGGGCUGACAUCGGUGGGACCCCCCAUCCGGCCCCACAUGGCCAUCCUGGGCCCCGAGGGAACACCUGUGGGUAGCCAUGGGCUAUGUGGAGGCGGUCCACAGCCGGGCUGGCACCUCACUGUCGAGGUGCGGAAGGAAGCGGUGCACAGCCGGGCUGGCACCGCGCUCACUGUCGAGGUGCGGAAGAAGCAGCACCCAGCCCUCAUCACCAAGAUGCCUUUCGUGCCCACCCAGUACUACAUGGCCAAGUGA